AUGACGCGGGGUGAUGGCCGUCAGUCACUAGCACAAGGACCGCCCUCAGAUAAGGAGAAUCGCCCCAGAUCGACAGGUAUCACCAAAAGAAACCAAACUCAAAAGAUGGCACCCCGCUCCGCCAAACGCGCCCGACUUUCAGCCAGGGACUCGAACAUCCAGGGUAGCCAGCGUCUAGCAGCGUCGCAGGCAAACCGGACCGAUGCCAAUCAGUUUUACGAUCCAGAUCAGGACGAGGGAGAACGACGACAGAUUCGUAAGGGCCUCAGAGAUCUGACGCGGGACCUCAAUGAUUCCAGAAGUGAAUACCUACAAGCGGGAAACCACGGACUUCGGGAUACCAUAAAGAAAGCAAAUGAGAUAUUUGAAAAUGUCAAGCAAACCUCUGAUGCAACUAUUGAUUCUCGGUUGCUUGUUCAAGCGGCAGAUUUGUCGUACAAGAAGACCGCACAGUUGGUAUUGGGGGAUGCCAGCGCUGGAAUAGACGUUGACGAAUUCGUCUCGAAAUGCAUUUCUUUCAUGCGGCGGGCCCCGACGGAGUCUCAAGCCUCAAUUCCUAGCAGCACACAGCGUCGGCGCACGGGCAUUGGAAGGAGCCAGGUUGACCCUAAUGACAGUGAUGAGGAUCAAGGCGAUGCAAUGAACUGGGACUGGCUCGGACGCGCUGCUUGUUUUUGUAGUAAUUCGCGACCGUCGGUACCUGGUUUCCUUCUAGGACCCCUGUCGGUACAAAAACGCAUCCGGCAGCAACCUACACGAAGAGCACGAGAACGGAUUGACCCAACACGGGCUGUUGCGCCGCAAACGCUUGAAGAAAAGGACCUUGACAGACAAGAGACCUCGAACCUCACGACCAUGUGUGCCGAAAUAAAUCGGCUCUUGGCGAGAACACAGAACCAGGGCCAGGAUGCUGUAAAUAGGCAACUGUCACAAUUAUCCGAGCCACCAACCGAUGAGUUGGUGCAGGAGGUGAUGGCUAAGAACAAUGUUGCCGAUGAUGGAGGCAUACCUCUGUUCCAGUUUUGCCUUAACCCGAAGUCAUUUGGACAGAGCGUUGAGAACCUAUUCUACGUUAGCUUCUUGGUCAGAGACGGUAUGGUCGGAGUGUCAGUGGACAGCCGUGGGUUGGCCACUUUACAUGCCUCGAAGCCUCAUGCGCCCAGCGAAGCCCAGAAAAAGGGGGUCCAGAAGCACCAAGCCAUUUGCAGCCUCGACUUUGAAGUAUGGCAAGACUUGAUUGAAGCCUAUGAUAUCAAGGACCCCAUCAUCCCUCAUCUCAAAAUGGAAACAGGCUCCCUCGCAGUUUUUUCUCCCGUCAACCUGACCCAAGAAGUACGCGACACCAUCGCCGGACUAGGCGGUAGUGUCAAGUAUAUCGCGGCUUUGGAUCUGGAACAUCACAUCCACUUGACCGCGUGGAAAGAGGCAUUCCCUGAUGCUGCAAUUAUCGCUCCCGAAGGACUCUGGGAAAAACGCCAGUCCAAUCCCAAAGUCAAAGAUGCUGCGCCCUUCGAACAUGUCUUCCGAAAGGAGUCCAAUGGACAACAAAAGAUCUCGGGGGAAUUUGAUACGGAAUUUGAGACAGAAUAUGUGCAUAGCCAUCCUUCGCGCGAAUUGGUCUUUUACCAUCGGCCCUCUCGCACGCUUAUUGAGGCGGACCUCUUGUUCAACCUGCCUGCGAGGGAGCAGUACUCGAAGACCAAGGAGAGCGCCACGUCUGGGGUUUUUACUAAGAUGGUUUCUCCUUUGAUGACUGCUAGUUCACCUGCGACUUGGCAGAAGAGGUUCGUGUGGUAUGUUCUGUCUAGUGGAGAUCGCCAAGCAUUCGCAGAGUCGAUACGCCGAAUUGACAAGUGGGAUUUUAAUCGCUUGAUUCCCUGCCAUGGGGAUGUUAUUGAGAGCGGUGCGAAGGGAGUUUUCCGCACGGUCAUGGAGUGGUUUCUAGCCGAUCGCAAGCAGGUCUAG
Messenger RNA from Aspergillus sclerotioniger CBS 115572, 1965 nucleotides. Its product is annotated as putative nuclear protein Qri2/Nse4. Gene Ontology annotation, cellular component: Smc5-Smc6 complex; nucleus. Gene Ontology annotation, biological process: DNA repair. Bases 1 to 1965 code for a protein of 654 amino acids. The record is from RefSeq and is a predicted model, not a curated record. The transcript has 5 exons. NCBI's taxonomy places the organism in Eukaryota, Fungi, Ascomycota, Eurotiomycetes, Eurotiales, Aspergillaceae.